This is a messenger RNA of Malaya genurostris, 1350 nucleotides long. Its product is annotated as serine protease inhibitor dipetalogastin-like. The record is from RefSeq and is a predicted model, not a curated record. The transcript is spliced from 5 exons. The coding region runs from base 52 to 1230 and encodes 392 amino acids. Lineage: Eukaryota; Metazoa; Arthropoda; Insecta; Diptera; Culicidae. Gene Ontology annotation, molecular function: protein binding.
UACUUCAACUCACCAGUUCCGGUGUCAGUAAGCAUUUACAAAUAGAACAAAAUGAAAUUCUUUCUGCUGAUAGUAAUCGUAACCGUCUUGGGAAUCUCGAACACGGCAGAAGGAUGCGAUUGCGAGAAUGUCUACCUUCCCGUCUGCGGAACCGAUGGUUUCACAUACUUCAAUAUUUGCCUGUUGGAUUGUGAAAAAGCCACAUCGCCGGACGUGGAUGUCGCACACGACGGCGAAUGUCCCGAAGGAGCUUGCCCGAAUCACACUCGAUUGAAUACUGAUCGGAUCUUCUGUUCACCAUCGGUAUUUCGGAGCUCAGAAUCGGAAUUUUCAAACGAUCAGAGGAUAGUGCAGCAGUACAAAAUGAAACUCCUGUUGCUUUCAACGUUGGUGGUUGUGAGCGUCCUUGGAAUGGAGAAAGCAGGGUGCGAUAAUUGUCCACUGGAAUUUAAACCCGUUUGCGGCUCCGAUGGAUAUACUUACGACAACGUAUGCUUUCUCGAGUGUUGGACGAGCAGCGUUCCGGGGUUGCAACUUGCUUCUGAAGAAAUCUUGCCGUUAUGCCACAAUUAUGUCCAUGUAAUACGAAUCAUAUUCGAUUGGAUAUUAGCCCAACUGCCGUCCGCGCCGGAAUUCAGAAUCCGUGUUGAAGUGAGGGAAGAGAAGCUUCACAAAAUGAGUUCACUGUUGCUUCCUGCGUUGGUGGUGGUUGUGACUAUCUUCGGAAUGGCGAAAGCCGACUGCGAACAUUGCCCGCAGGUCUCCGAACCCGUUUGCGGAACCGAUGGAUACACUUACGAAAACGAUUGCUUCCUCCAGUGUUGGGCCAAGGAAAUUCCGGGUCUGGAAAUUUCUAAUAAUGAAGAAGUCUGCAAUCCUUUUAGAUCGAAAGCUGAUGUGCCGUUAUGCCACAAUUAUGUCCAUGUAAUACGAAUCAUAUUCGAUUGGAUAUUAGCCCAACUGCCGUCCACGCCGGAAUUCAGAAUCCGUGUUGAAGUGAGAGAAGAGAAGUUUCACAAAAUGAGCUCACUGUUGCUUCCUGCGUUGGUGGUGGUUGUGACUAUCUUCGGAAUGGCGAAAGCCGACUGCGAACAUUGCCCGCAGGUCUUCGAACCCGUUUGCGGAACCGAUGGAUACACUUACGAAAACGAUUGCUUCCUCCAGUGUUGGGCCAAGGAAAUUCCGGGUCUGGAAAUUUCUAAGAAUGAAGAAGUCUGCAAUCACUUUUAGGUAGUUUAGAGUGGUAAUAAAGUAAACUACGGUUAGCGUCAGUCGAAGCCUUUCUAGCAUAGUUCUGAUUUUAUUCAUCACAAACUUUGGAUCUUUGUCUUUUUGUUACAUAUUGUAAUA